Molecule: messenger RNA, 1844 nt
Organism: Tigriopus californicus
Lineage: Eukaryota; Metazoa; Arthropoda; Copepoda; Harpacticoida; Harpacticidae
Exons: 3
Coding region: 421-1491 (356 amino acids)
Cellular component (GO): membrane
Molecular function (GO): ligand-gated monoatomic ion channel activity
Source: RefSeq, a predicted model, not a curated record
UCCUUGAAUUGAAUGGUCCGAUAAAAGAGACAUAAUGGUAGUCUUAGCUCCAAUGCGAUCCAGAGCCACGCAUUUCAGUCAUUUUUGGUUUGUUAUGUUCCAACAGAUGCCAAAGUCACCCUUGGAUCGAUUUGUCCCCGAUGUCAGGAACGACGGAUUCAAACCUUUGAAGUGGCUUUGAACUCAUCCGCGUUUGAAGACGUGUACCACACGCUUUGUACCUCGUGUUGCCAUCCACUGGAGAAUAAGACCCUGAGAGUUUCCUUCAUCGGAGCCUCGCCCUUUAUUGUCUAUUCCGAACCGGUUUCCGGGGUGGACUUGAGAAUCAUAGAGAUCCUGGCGGGAAAGUUCAAAUUCAAUUACACCCUGCACGCGGAACUCUCCCACGGACAGAGAGAUGGCAGUGGGCGUUGGGCAGGCAUGGUGGAGAGUGUGCGAACGGGACGGUCAGACAUGGGUAUCGGACUUCCCACCAUUUCAUUGGACCGCGCUCAGGUGGUUCAUUUCACGGCGAUGAUCUACCCGCUGGAAUAUGGCUAUGCCAGUCCCAUGCCCAAGCCCAAAGACCCGGUAUAUCGGGUGGUCAGUGUUUUUGAGAACACCGUUUGGACUUUGUUAAUUCUAGCCUUCUUGACCGUAUGCUUGACAUUCCUUGGCAUCCAUUACACAUAUGCGAGUAGCAAUUUGCACAAGUAUCGUGCCAGAUCGGAACCAUCAUCAAGGAUGACUUUGACAUACUACUAUUUGAAGCACGAGCGAAGUUCCAGCGACUACUUUAUGACUCCUUUGGCCGUUCUCACGUGUCAAGUGGCUCAAAUUCCGUUUCCUCGUGGAGCCUCAUCUUGCUUGACCUUUCUCAAUUGGCUCUUGAUGGCGGCACUCAUCUCUAACUUCUACCGCAGCACUCUCUUGGCUCAUCUCGUUUCUGUGGAGUUGAACAAUCCAAUUCAAGUCACCCAGGAUCUCUUGGACUAUGACAAGCCCAUGUACGUACCCAAUGGGUCGCAGUUGGUUUCCUUGUUUGAGAAUUCUCCCAAUCCUGCGCAUGUGCGUGUCAUUGCCAAAACGAAAGAGAACCACCAUCUGUACACCCUUGAAAACGGACAACUUCCCUUAUGGGUUCAAGAUGACAUCCAAAGCAAAUCUGGAGCAUUUGUGACCUUUCGGCAAGCGGAUUUGACCAAUUACGUGUUCAGUCGAGAGAUCGUUUACAUGGCUCGAACAGGAUUUAUGGUUCACUCCGCGCAUACUUGGAAGUCAGAUUUCGAUCCCAUUUUGGAAGUUAUCAAGUCGUCGGGAUUGUUGUCCAAGUUUGCCCAGGAAUUUGCCGUUCAACCACCAAGAAAAGACAAUACAGCGGACAAUGAGCUCGUUCAACCCUUGGCUUUCGAACACGUCCAAGGAGUUUUCUCAGUGUGGAUCGCCGGUCUCGGAUUGGCCAUGGUUGUUUUUGUACUUGAAAGGUUUGGUCGAUUGUACGAUUGCUACUGAGGUUUCAAUCAUUCGAGGCACGGCUUUUUUCAUACCAUGAAGCAUAGGACUGCACACAAACGCUAUUAAUGUUGUAUGGGGAAUCUUUUAGAAGGCUACACUUAGUUUGGAAGAAAUAUUGAAAAAUAUAAUGAUUGAGCAUCCCAUGUUGGACAAACCUGUCAAUGUCAACCCAAUAUCCCUAUACAGGUAUUGACCGAAAGUUGAAUAACAAAAUCUAGUUGUUAACCAGGGUUGAAACUUUGAUCAAUCUACUACACAGAUCAAUUCUUACCGCCAUCGUUGCUCGAUUUGCUCGAUUGAGAGUGGUAGCCCUAUUUACAAUAAGGGGCAGUUUCUUUGGGCGCUUCUAC